GCAGCCAUCAAUGCCAUCACGGACGCGGAUUUUCAAAAAUCUGAUGAGGAUAUUCUUGGGGAUCAACACACCGGGACAAACAAUUCAUCAUCUUCUGCGACAGAAGCAGGAGCAGCGACACAACUACUAGGGAGCAGCAACCUUCUAACGCAAAACGGCAGCGGGAGUGGCGCUUUGGGCUUUUUCCUGCAUUUCUGCAAGAAAAAUAGCGGCUUGUCGAUCUGGAACACGCUGAAAAACCUCGGCCGUCCUCGCGCGGUGACGAACUCGACCGAAACAAGCGCAUCUAGUUCGGACAACUCGUACGACGAAGCAGUCGCAGCCGCGCUGGGGCACCAGCUGUUAGUGCAUGCGGUUCGGACGAAGACUGGGAGGCUGGCUGUGGUUGCCUCCUGUUUCUACAAAAAC
Messenger RNA from Amoebophrya sp. A120, 408 nucleotides. Lineage: Eukaryota; Dinophyceae; Syndiniales; Amoebophryaceae. The record is from the annotation of a GenBank genome assembly.